Molecule: messenger RNA, 2304 nt
Organism: Momordica charantia (bitter melon)
Lineage: Eukaryota; Viridiplantae; Streptophyta; Magnoliopsida; Cucurbitales; Cucurbitaceae
Product: mitogen-activated protein kinase 19
Biological process (GO): protein phosphorylation
Molecular function (GO): ATP binding; MAP kinase activity
Source: RefSeq, a predicted model, not a curated record
AAGAAAAUUAGUAGGAAAACCACUGCCGUACGCCCACCCAAAUUUGAAAGCAGAGAGUAGAACGAAAGGAAGGAAUUUGCGAGUGUGGUGUGGAUAAGGAAGAAACCACGCAACACUCCUCUGUAUACCCAAAUUCACCAACUCUAUAAAUAUCUGUAAUUUAUUCCCACGCCUUCCAUUUCGAUCCCCUCUCCGAUCUCCGUCGAUUUGCCUGGUUUUUCUGAAGUUUCUGGUUGUUGUUUUGUUUUUGUCUGGUGGGAAUUCGAAGGUUUUCGGUGGAUCUUCGAUCUGGGUUUUCCGAGACCGAUCUUGGACUCGUCACUCGGAGCCGCUCUGGGUGUGGCGGAUGUGGGUGGGUUUGCUCUGAAGAUUUGAGAAGUGAAUUAGGAGGGGGAAGAAGAAGAUGCCGCAAGAUCAUCCAAGGAAGGAGGCCAGGGAAAUAAACUUUUUUACUGAAUACGGGGAUGCUAAUAGAUACAAGAUUCUUGAAGUUAUUGGAAAAGGAAGUUAUGGAGUUGUCUGUGCUGCUCUUGACAUGCAAACUGGGCAGAAAGUUGCAAUAAAGAGGAUUCAUGAUAUUUUUGAUCACAUAUCUGAUGCUAUUCGAAUUCUCCGUGAAGUUAAGUUGCUUAGAUUGUUACGGCAUCCUGAUAUAGUUGAGAUCAAACACAUUAUGUUGCCACCUUCUAAAAGAGAAUUUAAAGACAUUUAUGUGGUUUUUGAGCUACUGGAAUCUGAUCUUCAUCAAGUUAUUAAAGCAAAUGAUGACUUGACCCGUGAACAUCAUCAGUUCUUUCUUUAUCAGAUGCUACGUGCAUUGAAAUUUAUGCAUGCAGCAAAUGUAUAUCAUAGAGAUUUAAAGCCGAAGAAUAUAUUGGCCAAUGCCAAUUGCAAGCUUAAAAUCUGUGAUUUUGGACUUGCGAGAGUUGCUUUCAGUGACGUCCCAACUACAAUAUUUUGGACAGACUAUGUUGCUACUAGAUGGUACAGAGCUCCGGAGCUGUGUGGAUCAUUUUGUUCCAAGUAUACUCCCGCGAUAGAUAUUUGGAGCAUUGGAUGUAUAUUUGCUGAAGUGUUGACGGGGAAGCCAUUGUUUCCUGGUAAAAGCGUCGCCCAUCAGUUGGAUUUGAUUACUGAUCUUCUCGGGACUCCCUCAUUGGAAACCAUUGCAGGAGUUCGGAACGAAAAGGCUAGGAAAUAUUUGACAGAAAUGAGAAAGAAACCUGCAGUUCCAUUUUCACAAAGAUUUUCCAAUGCGGAUCCUACAGCCAUCCGUUUAUUGCAAAGGCUAUUAGCUUUUGAUCCAAAGGAUCGACCAUCGGCUGUGGAGGCUUUGGCUGAUCCUUACUUUAAGGGCCUAGCCAAAGUUGAAAGAGAGCCAUCUUGUCAGCCAAUCUCAAGAUCGGAAUUCGAGUUUGAGAGACGGAAAUUAACAAAGGAUGAUGUAAGGGAACUAUUAUACAGAGAAAUAUUAGAAUACCAUCCUCAAAUUCGUGAAGAUUAUUUGAUUGGAGAGACUACCAAGCUCCUCUAUCCCAGUGUUACUAGUCAGUUCAAAAACCAAUUCACCUACCACAAGGAGAAUGGUGGUAAAAGCGCACCUGUUUUGCCUCUCGAACGGAAACACUUCUCCCUCCCACGGUCUACUGUUUGCACAAACUUGGUUUCACCUGACCGUGAGCCGGUUCGACGAAAUCCCAAAGUCCCAAACAAUAGUAUGGGAUUACCUGAUAGAAAAUUUGGGAAUCCAUCAAAGGCUCAUCAUCCUCCACCCAAAGUGCCCACUGGACGAGUUUCUGGGCCGAUCCUCCCGUACGAGAACAGAAACAUAAAAGACGUUUACUCGAGACUAACGUCGCAAAUUAGAAGUUUGGAUUUGUGAAUGAUAGAAUGAUUCUUCUUCCCAAUUCAACCCCUUACCAGCACUGUAAUUUGAGAGCCUCACACGAGUCGGUCAUUCGCUCUAAAACUAACCAUUAUUACCCGGUACGAGCAACGGUAAAUCUAUAGUAUGAUUCGUUCAUAAUAGGAACUUAGAAGCUGUUGCAGGCAAAACUAAAGUUAGAAUGGCAACCAUUGCCAUUGCCUGCUAAAUGGAGUAGAGUAACUGAGUUAGGUAGGUAUAAGUAUAACCAACAGUAGAGUGUUUCAUUCAAAUGACAAUUAUUGUAGGGUCAUCUCUUCUUUUAAUGUUUUUUUAAGGGGAUUUCUUUAACUGUUUUUGGUUUUUAUUAUGCCAUGUAAUUAGAAUUAUAAACACUCCAUUUCUGUAUAUACAUUUAAAUGAAACUUUGUAUAUUGCAA